AUGGCCAUGCGGAUUUUUGAUGUGUUAGGUGUGAUCCCAUUUUGUCCGAUGUGUUUCCUCCAAGCCACGAAAGUUCUUGGCACAGUCAAGUGGUUUAAUGUCCGAAAUGGAUAUGGCUUUAUCAACAGAAAUGAUACCAAAGAAGAUGUGUUUGUUCAUCAGACAGCGAUAAAGAAAAACAACCCACGGAAAUACCUACGCAGUGUUGGUGAUGGAGAGACUGUAGAAUUUGAUGUGGUUGAGGGAGAGAAGGGUGCAGAAGCAGCUAAUGUCACUGGUCCCGACGGAGUCCCGGUGGAAGGCAGCCGCUAUGCUGCAGACCGGCGCCGCUAUCGACGUGGCUACUUCGGCCGACGCCGUGGGCCUCCUCGAAGUGGCAUUGAGGGAGAAAUCAAGGAUGGGGUCACAGAAGGAGGACAACUUAAUCAACAAGUCCAUAGGAAUCCUACCUAUCGUCCCCGCUAUCGCAGAGGGCCCCCGCGCCCGCGCCCUGCCCCAGUGGCUGGAGAGGCUGAAAACAAGGAGAACCAUCAUGAGGCAAAUGCCAUGAGUCAGCAGUCGCUGCGGCGGGGCUAUAGGCGCCCAUACAACUACCGGCGUCGGCCUCGUCCACCCAAUGCUCCAGCUCAGGAUGGGAAAGAGACAAAGGUGACUGAAACACCUGCUGAAACUCCUGCUCCAGUGACCGAGCAGAGUGGUGCGGAGUAAUGUCCGGCUCCCCAGGCACCUUUAACCAUCCUUCAGGUGUCCUAAAAUACAACUCAAAAGUAACACCAAAGAAACAUUCAAGCAAUAAAUUGUCAACAAUGAUGAUGAGAACAAAGAUUUGAAACAUCAGAACUUAAAAAAUAAAUUUACCAGCUGCUGAGAUCCAGGGAACGCCUGCAAGAUGGAUACAUGAAAAGAGAAAAAGAGCAAGAUUCAGAAAGAGCAACCUCCCCAGUUUCAAAAGCAACUGUGGCGUUAUUUUUUUUUUUUCCCUUAAUUUCACUAUUUCCUAGUAUUGGAUCUUUCAAUUUUUCUUUUGGUAUCAAACUGAAAAGGGAAAAAAGCCCAACCAAAGAGCUGAAAUUGAAAUAAAUUUUUUUUUUAUUGGAUGUUGGUGCUAAACCUCCCAGGUGUGAUGAGUUUUUUCUGUGCCAGUCCUGUUCACUGCAGGACAAGGGGAGGAGAAAAUUCUACUUUCCUUGGUAAGAUCUAUUUGAACCUGUGCAGCAUGGGUGACGUUCCUCACAAAUAAAACUUAUUUCAACUGCCAAAAAA
Chaetura pelagica (chimney swift) is the source of this 1263-nucleotide messenger RNA. It is a transcript of the gene YBX3, whose product is annotated as Y box binding protein 3. Gene Ontology annotation, cellular component: nucleus. The transcript has 9 exons. Gene Ontology annotation, biological process: regulation of gene expression. NCBI's taxonomy places the organism in Eukaryota, Metazoa, Chordata, Aves, Apodiformes, Apodidae. The coding region runs from base 1 to 708 and encodes 235 amino acids. Gene Ontology annotation, molecular function: nucleic acid binding. The record is from RefSeq and is a predicted model, not a curated record.